GUAUAAGGAUCUCUUGAACUGGGCCGCAUCUCGGGGCAUCACAGAUGCUCCUUUUGUGGGAGAUAAGCCCACCAGCAUUAGAUCAACCCCUUCUCUGGGUUUCUCGAUCCGAAUUGCCACAUUUCCAGAUGCAGGCGGGUAAGUGAGCAAGCAGGUCAUCGUGCAAUGAGUUUGGUUGGAGGGUCAUAGAAGGGUUGUUUUGGGGACUAAUUCAAGGUACGCCUCGUUGAGGCAAUGGAGAGAAUGAGUCAUACAGAGCACUGCCUACAUUUCGCACCGGACGCUGGCUCUCCGUUGGGAAGUUGCGAUGAGUUAGACGAGGAGGGUUCGUGAAACAACGAAGGAGGCUCUUACCCUUCGCUACGUGUGGUCAUCUUGCUGCAUCGCAGUUGGAUUUUGCAGAUUCUGCAGUGAGGGGGCUUGCGGCUGCACGAGAUUUGAAGUUGGGCGAACUCAUCUUGCGAGUUCCUGAGAAGGCUCUUAUGAAUGGAAGGAGCGCACGACUUGACGCUGAGCUUACAAGGGCGUUGGCUUUGUACCCUUCAUUGUCGCAUGUGCAGGUGUUAUGCGUGCAUCUUUUGAGGGAAAUUGCAAAGGGUCGCACCAGUGAACGGUUCCCUUAUUUGGUGCAUCUCCCACGAUAUUAUCACACAGCGAGCUUUUACAGCCCAUUUGAAGCUCAGGCACUGCAGGUAAAGGAUGCGGUGUCUAUGGCAGAGGGAGUUGUCCAGAAUUCCCGUGAGGAAUGGUUGCAGGCCCGCCCAGUGCUAGAGAAGCUGGGAUUAGGUCGACGAUUUUGUACACUUCAAGGAUGGUUAUGGGCAUUUGCCACCAUCUCAUCACGCACUUUGUAUGUCCCUUGGGAUGAAGCUGGCACACUGUGUCCAGUCGGGGACUUCUUCAAUUAUGCAUGUCCAGGUGUACCUUACAACCUCCCCCCUACUGCUCAAGAUACUCAGAUGAGGGAGGGGGACCUCAUUUCUGAAGAAGAUGUAGACACCUCAGGUGGCAUUGAAAUACGAGACAGGCUUCGAGAUGGAGGGUUUGAGGAUGAGAGGGGCGAAUAUUGUUUUUAUGCUCGCCAAGAUUAUCAGGAGGGACAGCAGGUUCUGCUGUGCUAUGGAACGUACACAAACCUUGAGCUUCUUGAGCACUAUGGAUUUCUACUACCUUUCAACCCCAAUGACAAAGUUCACAUAGAACUACCCACAGCCGAUGAGUUCAAUCCGGGCGCUGUUAGGCCUCCUCCAGAGGCAGACCUACUCAUGAACCUCUUCAUCGAUUACGAGGGGAAGCCUUCAUUCUCCUUGCUCUCAAACCUGCGUUUAAGAGCUGCCCCUGCUACCCUCCUAAAGAGCCGGCACCAUUUAGCGCUUGCUGGUCAACAGAUAUCUCCAGAAUCUGACAAAGCCGUAUUUCGGUGGCUGAAAUCGAAAUGUGAGAAAAUGCUAACAAGCUGUCCUACAUCGUUCGAUGUGGACGAGCUGCUGUUAGCUGUGAUUGAUUCUCAUCCCUCCGUGGCGGAAAUACAAAAGUUGUUGACUGUCUACAAAGAGGAUUUCCUUCCAUCUCCAACCGAGAAUCUUGAACUGCUCAAUGCUCCUGAACAUUUGCAACCAGUUAUCCUAAAUGAACUGGAGAGCUUCAUUGCUUCAGCUCCUCAUACAGAAACGUCGUCUACACCGUCCUGGCCGUCAGAUCUUCGACUUGAGAGGUGGAGACUUGCUAUUCAGUGGCGAUUAGGAUAUAAGAAAAUAGUGAGACGCUCCAUAUCUCAUUGCUCCCGAAUGUUAGAUUGUGAUUGAUGACGUGGUAAAGUCUUCUUACUCUUACUACCCAUAUAUAACUUUGGAUUUUGUGUUUGCAAUCGUUUCAUGAAUUAUUUUGCAAGUUAUCCUGAAUGAAA
Molecule: messenger RNA, 1906 nt
Organism: Physcomitrium patens
Lineage: Eukaryota; Viridiplantae; Streptophyta; Bryopsida; Funariales; Funariaceae
Product: protein SET DOMAIN GROUP 40
Biological process (GO): peptidyl-lysine monomethylation
Molecular function (GO): protein binding; protein-lysine N-methyltransferase activity
Source: RefSeq, a predicted model, not a curated record